Molecule: messenger RNA, 1512 nt
Organism: Solanum stenotomum
Lineage: Eukaryota; Viridiplantae; Streptophyta; Magnoliopsida; Solanales; Solanaceae
Product: E3 ubiquitin-protein ligase SINAT5-like
Exons: 3
Coding region: 274-1281 (335 amino acids)
Biological process (GO): ubiquitin-dependent protein catabolic process; multicellular organism development
Cellular component (GO): cytoplasm
Molecular function (GO): ubiquitin protein ligase activity; zinc ion binding; protein binding
Source: RefSeq, a predicted model, not a curated record
AUAGAAAAGCAGUCAAUAAAAGUGGAAAAAAGCACCAUUCUUUCCUCCAAGCAGAAGCUUAAAGGUUUCUGUCUCUCUUCUUUUGUCUCUUCAAUCUCUGAAUCAAAACCAAUGAUUUGAAAAAGAAAAAGAAAAAUUGAUGGAAACCCAUCAACAAAUUACCUCAAAAACCCAGAAAUUCAUCACAUCUAAAUACAGAGAGUGUUGAAUUUGAAAAAAAAAUCAUACAUUCUUGAUUUUACUGAAUAAAGAAUUGAUCUUUUUGUGUCAAGAAUGGAGUUGGAUAGCAUUGAAUGUGUAUCAUCUUCAGAUGGUAUGAUAGAUGAUGAUGAGAUCCCUUUACAUCACCCACAUAUUAUUCAUUCUCAAUAUUCAUCUUCAAAGACACCCAACAACAACAACAACAACAACAAUAUUAACAAUAGCAGCAGCAAUAAUGAUGGGAUUGCUGCAAUUCAUUCUACAACAAGUGUUCAUGAGCUUCUUGAAUGCCCUGUUUGUACAAAUUCUAUGUAUCCUCCAAUCCAUCAAUGUCACAAUGGACACACAAUCUGUUCGACAUGUAAAGCGAGGGCUCACAACCGAUGUCCCACUUGUAGGCAGGAGCUUGGAGAUAUCAGAUGUUUAGCUCUGGAAAAGGUGGCUGAAUCGCUUGAGCUCCCUUGCAAAUAUGGCUCUGUUGGCUGUCCUGAGAUAUUUCCUUAUUACAGUAAGCUAAAACAUGAGUCAGUUUGCAACUUUAGACCAUACAGCUGCCCGUAUGCUGGGUCUGAGUGCUCAGUUGUUGGUGAUAUUCCUUACUUGGUUUCUCAUUUGAGGGAUGAUCACAAGGUAGACAUGCACUCAGGAUGCACUUUCAACCAUCGGUAUGUCAAAUCUAAUCCUCGAGAAGUAGAAAAUGCGACGUGGAUGUUGACAGUUUUCAAUUGUUUUGGUCAGUGCUUCUGUCUCCAUUUUGAAGCCUUUCAGCUGGGAACUGCUCCUGUAUACAUGGCGUUUCUUCGGUUUAUGGGAGAUGAGAUGGAGGCUCGAAACUAUAGCUACAGCCUGGAAGUUGGGGGAAAUGGAAGAAAACUUACCUGGGAGGGUACACCCCGAAGCAUAAGAGACAGUCACAGGAAAGUAAGGGAUAGUCAUGAUGGGCUCGUCAUACAACGUAACAUGGCCCUUUUCUUUUCUGGAGGGGAGAGAAAGGAGCUUAAGUUACGAGUAACUGGAAGGAUAUGGAAGGAACAGCAGAAUCCUGACGGAGGAGCAUGUAUGCCCAACCUCUGUACUUAAUGCUGGUUUUGAACUCAACACCUACUGUUCUUGCUGUCCCAUGUACUGAUUUUUCAAAACAUAAACAGAUUCAGACAUUGAAGAUUGUUCGAAAACUGUGUGGAAAGUUUUGUUCAUAUGUAUGAACUGACCAGUGUAUUUUUGUUAUUAACGCUUGGAAGAGCUUGUACCAUAAACAUUUUAACUUACUUCUCCUAACAACACCUACUUGUGUGCCUGCAUUGUUGCAAA